This is a messenger RNA of Rana temporaria (common frog), 2173 nucleotides long. It is a transcript of the gene ZC2HC1C, whose product is annotated as zinc finger C2HC-type containing 1C. The transcript has 3 exons. Lineage: Eukaryota; Metazoa; Chordata; Amphibia; Anura; Ranidae. Bases 16 to 1701 code for a protein of 561 amino acids. The record is from RefSeq and is a predicted model, not a curated record.
GGUCCUCGGAUUGUCAUGGAUACAGGGGCGGGCACUUCUUGGUUACAGCAGACAUGUAAUCAGUACGUGUGUGCACACAUCCGUAAACAAAAGUUUCUGCAGCUCGUGUCACGUGGUUUCGUUCGUCUCAAAAGGGCCAGCAUGGCGAGGCUCAAGAUGGCUCCAAACGCAUACCCCGAGGGGUUAGUUGAAUCAAGGCUUCCUACACUGCAAGCCCCUAAAAUGCCGUCCCGACUAGAGUUGUUAAAGAACGACUACCAAGAGCGAAACCUCCGAGUCAAAGAGGAGAAGAUGAUGACUCUGCUAAAACAGCAACAAGAGCGCAUCUCACACAGGGCCACCAACUCUUCCCUGUACACUGCAUAUCCUUCUCAACACAAGUCAUUUCAUGAAGUCCACCAGAACCCAUAUUCAAGUCCCUGGGCCCCAGAGGAAAGCGCAUGGGCCUCUAACUGGACAGUAAGCAAGAGGACUGCUGGCAUAGACCGCGCACAUCCUCUCAAACCAGUCUAUCACAGGAAGGCCACCACACACGUGCCCGGCAGCCAUCACCCUCCGUCAGCUAACAGGUACAAACCUCCUCCAGUACAAGAGCAGGUAAGGUCCAAAUCUGGCCCAGCCCGGACAAACCCUUGGCAACAGCUUGAGAAAAAGGAGUCCAACCUGGAAGCUGAAAUUCGCAGGAAAGAAGCGCUGCUAAGAGAAAAGCUGCGGAAAACAGAGGAAGAACUGCGCCGCAUGCAGAGAGAGAGAGAAGAGGCGGAAAUGGAAGACGGGAGAGUCCAAGAGAUUCAGGACCCCAGGAGAGUCCAAGAGAUUCAGGACCCCAGGAGAGUCCAAGAGAUUCGGGACCCCAGGAGAGUCCAAGAGAUUCAGGACCCCAGGAGAGUCCAAGAGAUUCAGGACACCAGAAGAGUCCAAGAGAUUCAGGACACCAGGAGAGUGAGGGCAGCCACAACCCAGCACCGGGCAACAAAGACCUACCAUUAUUCAGGCUACAGCGAACAGAAACACGGGGAGGACAGACCUCAUCAUGUGGAGGACAGAUCCUAUCAUGUGGAGGACAGAUCCUAUCAGGACAUAGAAGCUAAAAGCCAGGUCCAGGAGCCGACCUUAGAUAGGAGCACAAAACAUAUCGGACAAACCAAGAAUGUUACUCCACCGCUGACAAAUGGCUCGUCCCAUAUCACAAUGGCACCCCAAGGUGCUCAAACCAACAGAUCCGCCAUAGGCGAUGACGUAGAGGUCAAUGAAGAGGACUUGGUUCCAUGUGACCUGUGCGGGCGACGUUUUAUGGUGCAUCGUCUAGAGAAACAUAUGCAGGUCUGCCAGAAGAUGCUGAACUCCAAAAGGAAGGUGUUUGAUUCUUCCAAAGCAAGGGCCAAAGGGACCGACCUCGAGCAAUAUCUACACACCAAAGGAAGAACGAAAGACCCACCACCACAGGUCAAAGGCAGCUCAUGGCGUCAGAAGCACGAGUCUUUCAUCCGAAACAUUCGCCAGGCUCGCGUGGUGCAGGACGUUGUGAGCAAAGGAGGGAAACCAUCUGACGUGCCUCCACCUCCACCAGAUGAAAAUCCAGAUUAUGUGACCUGUCCUCACUGCAGUCGCCGCUUUGCUCCACGACCUGCCGAACGCCAUAUACCCAUGUGUGCAACGAUUAAGAACAGGCCCUGUCCUCCUCCAGGCCGGCGACGCUGACACCCGUACACUAUGGGAUUAAUGUGUGAAAUAUCCUUGCAGAGAUGGGUAAGAGAUGCAGGCUAGGCACCCACUAUAUAAAGCAGUGUCCCCAAACUGCGACGGGAGGGUCAGAUGCAGCCCUUUGGGCACUGAUGCCCAUGAUGGCGAGCUGUUCCUCCAAUUGAUACCAACAAUGCAGCACUAUUCCUCCAACUGACAACAAUGAUGGGGCACUAUUUCUCCCAUUAAAACCAACAAUGGGGUAUUGCAAUUGACAGCAUUUCUACUCCCACCAGCCACAGUCCGUUGGAGGGUAAACUGGCCCUUUGUUUAGAAAGUUUGGAGACCCCUGAUAGAGAACUACAAGGUAAGGGGGGGGGGGGAUUAUCUAGGAAGACAUGUUCAAGGUUAGGCUUGUUGUCCAACAGGGUCUGGGUAUAUGGGUAGAUUCAGGUACGGGCGCGCUCUUUUGCGGCGGCGUAGCCUAGCG